UAGAGCCCUUUGUGAAUGUCAUUAAAAUCAUAGACCUUCUCUCCCCCAGAAAGGCACAUUUAUGAAUGUGCACAUUUUGUAUACACUUCCAGGGAGUUCAUAGUCCCUAAACUGUGCUGUUGUUACACUUGAGCUCCCAUCCUGAUUCCCUUCUACCUGCCUUCCUCUGCAUCAUGUUGCGCUCCACCUUUCAUGCAGCUCUAUGACUUUGGCUUUCAAGAUCCUCUUCUCACCAACCCUCCGUGCACUCAACCGAAAAGAACUGUGCCUAUUCCGAAAACAACAUCUCUGGCCAGACAUAAAACAUUUUAGCUGGUGGUCAGAAGCGGAUCAGUUCCCUGGGUGCUGCCUCCUCCAGAAAAGAAAGACUGUUCUGUCAUCCCAGGAAGACAAUCUAAGACCACGUGCCACCUGCCUUAUCUUCUUGCCAGGGUCGCAUGUGGGACUCUGCAGUGGGCCCUGUGAGAUGGCCGAGCAACGGUUCUGUGUGGACUAUGCCAAGCGUGGCACAGCUGGCUGCAAAAAAUGCAAGGAAAAGAUUGUGAAGGGUGUAUGCCGAAUUGGUAAAGUGGUGCCCAAUCCCUUCUCAGAGUCCGGGGGUGAUAUGAAAGAGUGGUACCACAUUAAAUGCAUAUUUGAGAAACUGGAGCGGGCCCGGGCCACCACAAAAAAAAUUGAGGACCUCACAGAGUUGGAAGGUUGGGAAGAGCUAGAAGAUAAUGAGAAGGAACAGAUAAGCCAGCACAUUGCAGACCUGUCUUCUAAAGCAGCAAGCACACCAAAGAAGAAAGCUGUUGUUCAGGCUAAGCUGACAGCCACUGGCCAGGUGACAUCUCCCGUGAAAGGUGCUUCAUUUGUCACCAAUACCAAUCCCCGGAAAUUUUCUGGCUUUUCAGCGGCCAAGCCCAACAACUCUGGGGAAGCCCACUCCAGCUCUACCCCUAAGACAAGUCUGUCCUCAAGCAAAUGUGACCCCAAGCACAAGGAUUGUCUGCUACGCGAAUUCCGGAAGUUAUGUACCAUGGUGGCUGAAAAUCCUAGCUACAACACAAAGACCCAGAUCAUCCAGGACUUCCUUCAGAAAGGCUCGGCAGGAGAUGGUUUUCACGGUGACGUGUACCUAACAGUAAAGCUGCUGCUGCCGGGUGUUAUUAAGAGUGUUUACAACUUGAAUGAUAAGCAGAUUGUGAAGCUUUUCAGCCGCAUUUUUAACUGCAACCCAGAUGAGAUGGCACGAGACCUAGAGCAGGGUGACGUAUCAGAGACAAUCAGAGUCUUCUUUGAGCAGAGCAAGUCUUUCCCCCCAGCUGCCAAAAGCCUCCUUACCAUCCAGGAGGUGGAUGAAUUCCUCCUGCACCUCUCCAAGCUCACCAAGGAGGAUGAGCAGCAGCAGGCCCUGCAGGACAUCGCCUCCAGGUGUACAGCCAAUGACCUCAAGUGCAUAAUCAGGUUGAUCAAACAUGAUCUGAAGAUGAACUCGGGUGCAAAACAUGUGUUAGACGCCCUCGAUCCCAAUGCCUAUGAAGCCUUCAAAGCCUCGCGCAACCUGCAGGACGUGGUGGAGCGGGUCCUCCGCAAUGAGCAGGAGGUGGAGAAGGAGCCAGGCCGCAGGCGAACUCUAAGCGUGCAGGCCUCGCUCAUGACCCCAGUGCAGCCCAUGCUGGCCGAGGCCUGCAAGUCCAUCGACUAUGCAAUGAAGAAGUGUCCUAACGGCAUGUUCUCGGAGAUCAAGUAUGAUGGGGAGCGAGUCCAGGUGCACAAGAGCGGGGACCACUUCAGCUACUUCAGCCGCAGCCUCAAGCCUGUCCUACCUCACAAGGUGGCCCACUUUAAGGACUACAUCCCCCAAGCUUUCCCUGGGGGCCACAGCAUGAUCUUGGACUCCGAGGUGCUCCUGAUUGACAAUAAGACAGGCAAACCACUGCCCUUUGGGAGUCUGGGAGUGCACAAGAAAGCUGCCUUCCAGGAUGCUAAUGUCUGCCUGUUUGUUUUUGAUUGUAUCUACUUCAAUGAUGUCAGCUUAAUGGACAGGCCUCUGUGUGAGCGGCGGAAGUUUCUUCACGAUAACAUGGUUGAAAUUCCCAACCGGAUCAUGUUCUCAGAAAUGAAGCGAGUCUCGAGAGCUUCUGAUUUGGUCGACAUGAUAAACCGGGUGAUCCGAGAGGGCCUGGAAGGGCUGGUGCUGAAGGACGCGAAGGGUACAUAUGAGCCUGGAAAGCGACACUGGCUGAAAGUGAAGAAAGACUAUUUGAACGAGGGGGCAAUGGCUGACACAGCUGACCUGGUGGUCCUUGGGGCCUUCUAUGGGCAAGGGAGCAAAGGUGGCAUGAUGUCCAUCUUCCUCAUGGGCUGCUACGACCCAAACAGCCAGAAGUGGUGCACAGUCACCAAGUGUUCAGGAGGCCAUGAUGACGCCACGCUUGCCCGCUUACAAAAGGAGCUGGACAUGGUGAAGAUCAGCAAGGAUCCCAGCAAGAUACCCAGCUGGCUGAAAAUCAACAAGAUCUACUAUCCUGACUUCAUCGUCCCAGACCCAAAGAAAGCUGCAGUGUGGGAGAUCACAGGGGCUGAAUUCUCCAAAUCCGAGGCUCACACAGCUGAUGGCAUCUCCAUCCGAUUCCCUCGCUGCACCCGAAUCCGUGAUGAUAAGGACUGGAAAUCUGCCACCAACCUCCCCCAACUCAAGGAACUGUACCAGCUGUCCAAGGAGAGGGCAGACUUCACUGUAGUGGCCGGAGACGAGGGGAGCUCCACCACAGGGGGCAGCAGCGGAGAGAAUGAGGGCUCCUCGGCGCCUGCUGUGUCUCACAAGGCCAGAGCCCCCCCUGAGCAGCCCUCUUCCAGUGCCAAGAAGGUCGGAGGGAAGCUGAGUAGCCCCCACAGCAAAGGCGGCCACAAGGUGAUGACAAAGCCUUCCCCUGUGAAAGGGGGAGAGAAGCUGGCCAUGAAGUCUUCCCCUGUGAAGGUGGGGAUGAAGCGGAAGGCUCCUGAUGAUGAGACCCCGUGCCAAGCAAAAGUUAGGAGGGUGCUGCUGGACAUCUUCACGGGGGUGCGGCUCUACCUGCCGCCCUCCACACCAGACUUCAGCCGUCUCAAACGCUACUUUGUAGCAUUCGACGGGGACCUGGUACAGGAAUUUGACAUGGCCUCAGCCACACAUGUGCUAGGUAGCAGGGCCAAGAACCCGGAGGCCCAGCAGGUGUCCCCAGAGUGGAUUUGGGCAUGUAUCCAGAAAGGGAGACUGGUAGCUCCCUACUAGGACUGCUGCCUUCCCUACCAUGGGCUCCGGCUGGGGCAGAGCAGAGGGGAUAGACUUUCUUCUCCAAGCAGUGCGCCUUCCGAACCCCACCAACCGUGCAUGGUCUCUCCCCAGUCAGGAGUCAGGUGCUACGGGCGCCACCAUGAAGGCAACUCUCCCGCUCAUUUACAUAGAUCUGGGUGCUGCUUUAUCGUCUUUUUGUUUUCUUUAAAAACAAGCUUUUUUUCUUAUAAUAAAUAAAAUAUCUGUGGUUUUCUCUGUCCUCCCACCCCCUGUAAUUCCCCAGUGGCUAAGGACUGAAGCCACAGCAGGGCGCCUGCAGCUCCGGCCCCAGCUCAUCCGAGUGGCCGCCUUCUCUCCCUGCGCCGCUUACUUCGGCUCAUCGGUAUUGCAGACUGCCCUCCCUCAAUGCUGCUUCUACUUGGCAAAACUUGUAUUCAGCCUGGCCCUUUUUUUGCCAGGAAUGAAACCUCAUUUGAAAGAAAACAAAAUGAAUUUUA
Messenger RNA from Hipposideros armiger (great roundleaf bat), 3759 nucleotides. It is a transcript of the gene LIG3, whose product is annotated as DNA ligase 3. Bases 203 to 3259 code for a protein of 1018 amino acids. Gene Ontology annotation, molecular function: zinc ion binding; DNA ligase (ATP) activity; DNA binding. Gene Ontology annotation, cellular component: nucleus; DNA ligase III-XRCC1 complex. Gene Ontology annotation, biological process: DNA recombination; lagging strand elongation; DNA biosynthetic process. Lineage: Eukaryota; Metazoa; Chordata; Mammalia; Chiroptera; Hipposideridae. The record is from RefSeq and is a predicted model, not a curated record. The transcript is spliced from 20 exons.